Messenger RNA from Cryptomeria japonica (Japanese cedar), 1290 nucleotides. RefSeq lists its product as uncharacterized. The coding region runs from base 1 to 1230 and encodes 409 amino acids. The transcript has a single exon. Gene Ontology annotation, biological process: DNA replication, synthesis of primer. NCBI's taxonomy places the organism in Eukaryota, Viridiplantae, Streptophyta, Pinopsida, Cupressales, Cupressaceae. The record is from RefSeq and is a predicted model, not a curated record. Gene Ontology annotation, cellular component: alpha DNA polymerase:primase complex.
AUGAAGAAAUAUCGAGUGGAACUAGAGAAGGAAACUACUGAGACUAGCUACGAGGAAAAAGUGCUUGAGCUUACAUCAACAGGAAAACUGUUUCCAUAUGCUGAAAUAUUCAAGUGGCUGUCAUGUGGACAUGAUGGCAAGCAUCCAGCCUGUGAUUCAUCUUGUUAUGGUCGAAGGGAGUUCUCUUUUACUCUAGAACAUGAUAUAUAUAUUCGGUUUCAGUCUUUUCAAGAUGCAGCGGAUAUGGAGAAUUCUAUCAGAGAGAAGUGUCCACAUAAAAUAGAUAUUGGAGCUAUGUACAAUGUUGAUCCUGCAAAGAGACACGCAUAUGCUCAAAUAGGAGACAAGGUUUUCAGUCCUAUAGAAAGAGAGCUGGUUUUUGAUAUUGAUAUGACUGACUAUGAUGAUGUACGAUAUUGUUAUUCGGGAGCUGAAGUUUGCGUAGACUGCUGGCAUUUGAUGACUAUUGCUAUUAAAGUCAUAGAUACUUCUCUCCGAGAGGAUUUUGGUUUUGAGCACAUUCUCUGGGUUUAUAGUGGUCGCCGUGGGGUCCAUUGCUGGGUCUGUGAUGGAAGAGCAAGAAGGCUUAGCAAUGAGCAAAGAGCUGCAAUUGCUUCCUAUUUUCGUGUGUACAAGGGGAGUGAAAACACUAAUAAAAUGGUCUCUCUGAGUGGGCCUGUGCUGCAUCCUUCCUUGACAAGAGCUUAUGCAGAUGUCUUAAGGAUUUAUUUUGAAGAGAAAAUACUUCCAAGCCAAAAGUUAUUUUCAUCUGAAGACAGAUAUCAGAAGAUAUUGGAUUUGAUACCAGAUGAUUCAAUUGCAUCCCAAUUUCGAGAGAAAUGGGGAGAAAACAGGCGUUCAUCUGUUUCAAAAGAAGAUAAUAAUAUUGGUCGCUGGAAACAAUUGAGACAGCUACUUGAGUCAGGAAAACAUAGGGCACCAGGAUUACAACAUUGCAUUGACGAAAUUGUUUUCUCUUACACCUACCCUCGGCUAGACAUGGAGGUGUCAAAGCAUAUGAAUCACUUGCUGAAGGCACCAUUUUGUAUUCAUCCAAAAACUGGUUGUGUCUGUGUGCCAAUAAAUCCCGAUGAUUGUGAGAACUUUGAUCCUACAAGUGUACCCACUCUUUCUCAAUUGAUUCAAGAACUGAACACAGGAGGAGUUCUUGCUUCCGGAGGGCUGAGCUGGAAAGCGCAUACAACACAAGGCUGCAUGAAUCUGGAGUGAGGGAUUCUUUACGCUGGUAAAAUACUUCCGGUGGAAGGCUAGAGAAGAAACCCCUAUUCA